Molecule: messenger RNA, 1601 nt
Organism: Lepisosteus oculatus (spotted gar)
Lineage: Eukaryota; Metazoa; Chordata; Actinopteri; Semionotiformes; Lepisosteidae
Gene: ndufaf5
Product: NADH:ubiquinone oxidoreductase complex assembly factor 5
Biological process (GO): mitochondrial respiratory chain complex I assembly
Cellular component (GO): mitochondrion
Molecular function (GO): S-adenosylmethionine-dependent methyltransferase activity
Source: RefSeq, a predicted model, not a curated record
ACAAUCUUAGUGUUUAGUAUUCAAAACACACUGUUCUUAAUGGACGAAAUCAUAGUAAAAAAAACAUAGUAAAGUUUAGUACAAAAUACGAUAAAACUUAACUGAGCAGUUGUGAACUGAUUGUAUUCCACUGUAGAAUAUCUAUUUUAUUCCGUUGGAUUGGAUGGUAAAAAAAGAAAAAUAUAUAUAAAUGUCAACAGAUGCUGAAGGUCUGAAAUUCUGAAGCUGCAAGAUGCAAAUUUUCUGUAUAUUAUAUUCGGUAUUAUGUAUUAUGUGCUUUUAAAAAGUGUUACGGUAUUGUUAAUCCUAUCACACUGCACAUCCACUAAUCUGAAUAGUGCAUACAGUAUUGAUAUGUAUCAAUCCAUUCUUGAGCUCGAUCCCAGUUCCAUGUUUUUGUUCUAUUCUCCUGUGCCUGUCAAAGGUCAGAGUGAAGGAAUGGAGCAAACCUUGAAAUCGUGGUAGUGCAUAAUGGCUUUAGUCUUUUGAGUUGUUACUGAUAACUUGACAAUAUGAACAACGUUUUUAUCGUUCGACGGGCUUUCUCUACCUCUUGUAUGCUUUGUCCCUGGCGGAGGGCACGCAAAGUCGUCCUGUCCUCAGGACAGUUGGCACACCAAAGCCAGGGUCUGGUCUUCAAGGGAUGCACUAACUUUAAAAGAUGGUUUUCCAGCAGGACUGCGAAUUCCAUGAAUAUAUUUGAUAGGAACAUGAAAAGAAGGCAGAAAAACUGGGCUGCGGCGUUGCAGGACGGUGACAAAUACCAUUAUCUGAGAGACGAGGUUGGCAGUAGGGUUGCAGAUAGGGUUUUUGAUAUCGCAAGAACAUUUCCUCUUGCUCUGGACAUUGGCUGUGGAGCAAGUCAUAUUGCCCUGCACUUGAACAAGGAAACAAUUGAAAAGCUCUUCCUAAUGGAUGUCACAGUAAAUGCUCUGAAACUGAAAGAGACUGAAAUCCCUACCUACAGAGUACUGGCAGAUGAAGAGUUUCUUCCUUUCAAGGAGAACACAUUUGAUCUUGUUGUCAGCAGCUUAAGUUUGCACUGGAUAAAUGAUCUCCCAGGGGCUUUCCGGCAGAUCCAUCACGUCCUGAAGCCUGACGGAGUGUUCAUUGGAGCCAUGGUUGGGGGGGAGACUCUCUAUGAGCUGCGCUGCUCACUACAGCUUGCUGAACUGGAGCGGGAAGGGGGCUUUGCACCUCACGUGUCUCCCUACACUGCGGUCACAGACCUGGGAAACCUGCUGGGCCAGGCUGGCUUUAACAUGUUGACUGUUGACAUUGAUGACAUCCAAGUGUAUUAUCCAGGGAUGUUUGAAGUGCUGAAUGAUUUGCAAGGGAUGGGUGAAAGCAAUUGUGCUUGGAAUAGAAAACCCAUGCUGCAUAGGGACACAAUGUUAGCUGCUGCAGCAAUAUACAAAGAAAUGUAUGGUAGUGAAGAUGGGUCUGUACCUGCAACAUUUGAGAUUCUGUAUAUGAUUGGAUGGAAGCCUCAUGAAUCACAGGCAAAACCUGCAAAAAGAGGCUCAGCUAAUAUGUCUUUUGGUGACCUUGGGAAAAUUAUUCAGCCACCGUCAAAGAAGCAAUAAAUUGUUAUAUUCUUA